Messenger RNA from Vollenhovia emeryi, 3408 nucleotides. Its product is annotated as acetyl-coenzyme A transporter 1. The record is from RefSeq and is a predicted model, not a curated record. The transcript is spliced from 8 exons. Gene Ontology annotation, cellular component: membrane. NCBI's taxonomy places the organism in Eukaryota, Metazoa, Arthropoda, Insecta, Hymenoptera, Formicidae. Gene Ontology annotation, molecular function: acetyl-CoA transmembrane transporter activity. Bases 470 to 2026 code for a protein of 518 amino acids.
ACGGAAUAGAAAAAAAAAAACAAAGUAUAACUGACGUGUCCUAAUAAGAGGCAACGUGGCAACGCGACAACGCGACGCAGCGUUCGGUGUUUCGCCGUGCGAGACGGACUCCCCUCGUCACGGUUUCUCGCGCGUGUCCGCCGUCGUGAUGUUGACGUGACGAGCAAGGUGGGAAGGUGAGAUUUGACCGUCGCGAGCCUGCCGUCACAGCGCGUUUGCCGUUCGUUUUGUCCCGCGAAACCGCAACCGCCACGGACCGCGGCGACAGGUUAUGUAUCCGCGGUGAUCGCGUCGUCCGCGACGACUCCGACGCGCUCGCCGUCGGCGCCCGCACGGUCCUCGUGUCGCGGUACCCGCGAUAUGCGGUGACGCGCGCGCGGAGAUUCUAACCCUAAUCGGCCGAUAACCUUGAAAGGUCUACGCCCAGGCAGCGCGCGAGACGUGGACACCCGCCGACCGACCGACUCGCAUGGAUGUCAGUAUGAGGAGGAAAUUGGAGAAGGACGAGCGGACGGCGGAGGACGGCAUCGUCGACCCGUGCAACGUCCAAGAGCCCUCCGAUCUGCGGGGGGACGAGAAGAACAUCGCGAUCCUGUUCUUCUUGUACCUGCUGCAGGGCAUCCCGUUGGGACUGUGCGGCUCGAUCCCUAUGCUACUGCAGAACAGAGGGGUUUCCUAUCGGCAACAGGCAGAAUUCAGCUUUGUGCAAUGGCCGUUCUCGUUGAAGCUCUUCUGGGCGCCCAUAGUAGACUCCAUUUUCUCGCAAAGGUUUGGGCGGCGGAAGACCUGGUUGAUUCCCACCCAGUACCUGAUGGGUAUGUUCAUGCUCCUACUGUCGAAUUACGUGGACCACUGGCUGGGCAAGGAGCACGAGACGCCCAACAUCGAAAUGUUGACUGCGCUCUUCUUCUCCCUGAACGUGCUUGCCGCCACUCAGGACAUCGUAGUGGACGGUUGGGCGCUCACGAUGCUCAAGAGGUGUAACGUCGGAUAUGCCUCUACCUGCAACAGCGUCGGCCAAACGGCGGGCUACUUCAUCGGCUAUGUUCUAUUUAUCUCGCUGGAGUCCGCUGAGUUUUGCAACGGGUAUUUAAGGUCAACGCCUUCCGACGAAGGCAUACUAACUCUGCCCGGAUUUUUAUACUUCUGGGGCUGCAUGUUUAUCGUUACGACAACGUUUAUCGCGCUGUUCAAGCACGAGGACAAGGGCAGAGUUUCGCGAGACGAAGAGCUAAAUAUGGAUAUUAAGCGCGCAUACAAGCUACUAUGGGAAAUAGUUAAAUUACCAACCAUAAAGACCACGAUUAUAUUUCUCUUAACUGCAAAGAUUGGAUUUUCAGCGUGCGACGCUGUAACUAGUUUGAAACUUAUAGAGGCCGGUUAUCCCAAAGAAAAACUGGCUUUCAUGGCCGUGCCCAUGAUACCGUUGCAAAUAAUUUUGCCGUUAAUAAUCUCGAAAUACACCGUUGGUCCCAGGCCUAUGGACGUUUACAUUAAAGCUAUGCCUUAUAGGCUGGCGUUCGGCGUAAUAGCGGCGCUUUUGGUGUGGGUUACACCGUUCCUUGUAAUUAAUGGCGAUGUUCCAGUCUUUUAUUUCACGAUACUGACGGGCCUCUACUUUAUACAUCAGAUUUCUGCAAGCAGCAUGUUCGUGGCAUCGAUGGCUUUCUUUGCGAAAGUGAGCGACCCGGCGGUUGGUGGUACAUACAUGACGUUACUCAAUACUUUAUGCAAUCUCGGUGGAAAUUGGCCUGCCACGGCCGCGCUUUGGUUUGUCGAUCCCUUGACGUUUAGACAAUGCAGUACCGACUACGGAAAUGACUGUAGCACAAUUACGGAGAGAGAGCUCUGCGCGAAUACCAAUAACGGUGUUUGCAUCAUGCAGUUCGACGGUUACUACAUAGAGAGCAUCCUCUGCUUAAUCAUAGGUUUCUCCUGGCUUAGGUGGGGCCGUAGAAAAAUUAAUAUGUUACAGAUGAAACCGAUGUCCGCUUGGAAAAUCGUUCUUACCCGUAACAACAGGUAACAUAUCAGUGACGUGUUAUAAGUCCGUUAACACUGGUACCUGUAAAGCUGUUAGGAAAUUUUCUUCGAUGCGUCGUUGCAUAUACGGUGUUAUCCACUGUAGUUCCUUUAUUACCUCGUUAAUCGAUCAGAUUCGAUUAACGAGGUAAUUUAUUGCUUGGCCCUAACAAUUAGUCAUUGCUGUUUUACGUUGGUGUUAUCGAAACUGCCUACAUUGAGGUGUAUUGAGACAAAUUGGUAGCUUUGAGAUUAUGUUGUAAAUCUUUUUUUUAUAUGUAUAUAUAUUUAACGUGCCAUCGACCGAACUUUCAUCUUCCGGUCCUUUUGACACUCGGAGUCUCUCUUCCUUGUAAUAUUUACUCUUUUCUGACUGUUUUGAGCCUCACUUAACUUUAAAUGAUUUUCCCCAAUAUUCUUCAAAAAUUUCCGCAAUACUCAAAGUGCUUCAAUAUUUUAUUUAGCCACCCAAUAUGGUGUAAAUCAAAGCGACGUUUAGUUUAAUUUAUUUAACACUCGCGUUGACACAGAUUUCCAUAGGAACUAUAUGGACACACUAUAUACUUGCCCAUACGUGGGGUAUAUGCAUGCAUCAUUUCUUGUACGUUUACCAAGUGUUCCAGUUUUAUGAGAAAACGUGUGCGAUGUGCAUCGAUUACAAUCCAUUCGUCUCGGGAAGCAAUAUCUAUGUAGAACAUAUAUAAUACAAGUCCCACAAAGAGAAAAGCAUUAUGUAAUAUCGUAUAAUCUCAAGUGAGCGUCAUUCCGUGCAUGUAUACAUGAUAAAAGGAUCUCUAACGGUUGUCAUCCUUAUUUCCUUGUUUCGAGUCAUGACCGAGAUAUGAUUUAGUGAUAUUAAAAUAUUUAAAAAGUAUAUACAUAUAUAUAGUAUAUUUAACAUUAAAAUGUUAUUUAUUAUAUAUAAGUAAAUAUGUAUUAUGACAUGCAUAUUUUCCGUUAUAUACACGUACAUACGUAUAUAUUUGUUAUAUAUGCAUAUUUAUUUGUAACAAUCGAGUCGAAUGUUUUCCAAAAUGAUGCAUUACAACAGAAGCGGAACAUGUUAUUUUUUUACAAAGCGUUAUUAUAUAUAUAUAAUAUAUAUAUAUAUAUAUCAUUUAGAUAAAAUUUAUAUGCGCGCAUAAACUUGCAAUUUGUUAUCUCUCUCUUUCUCUGCCUGUAAACAGCGUAUUGUUUCAAAUAAUAAUUUUUUUUGCACGGAAUACUUGCAGAUAUUUCGUAGAAGUUUUGUAAUACAGACGAAGACGUGUGCGACGCAUGUUCGCAGUUUCUAUUGUAAAUACAUCUAAAAGUAUUUUACGUACGCAUAAAGAACGCAUGACGAAUAUUUAACGCAGGAUGUUAAUAAAAGUUUUUCAUACGAAA